Aspergillus niger is the source of this 279-nucleotide messenger RNA. RefSeq lists its product as uncharacterized. NCBI's taxonomy places the organism in Eukaryota, Fungi, Ascomycota, Eurotiomycetes, Eurotiales, Aspergillaceae. The record is from RefSeq and is a predicted model, not a curated record. The coding region runs from base 1 to 279 and encodes 92 amino acids. The transcript has 3 exons.
AUGUCGGCGUUCGGCACUCCGUGUAUGCUGCUGACAAAUUACGUGAUAAUCCACUAUGCGGCGCAAUGUCUCAUCCAGAUAGAUUAUUUUGAGCCAGGAGCCACGAAAUCGGGUAUCUACUAUGUUUUCUUCAGUAUUCGUUCUGCUUGUGUCUCUGGUUGCAUGGUCGCCCUGAUGUUUGUGCCUGGCGCAGUAUACGUUACGGUGGGUAUAGGUAUUCUGUUUAAGCUCGAUAAGCUGACGGGCCCCGCUUUGGCACAUGGGUUCCCGAAUAAGUAG